CGUUCGUCGUGUUGCUCUGCACAUAAUGCUCAGACUAGUCUUCCUUUGUGUCCUGCUGCGGGGUCGCAAACGACACACGGCUUGUCUCCCUCCUUUUUCCUCAUUACUUGAUCACUUUAAUACUGCAUUAGUAUGUAUAAUACGGCAGACUACCCGGCAGUAUAAUUUAGAGUUCAUGUACUUGUAUACUUCAUGUGAAUAAUGGCGCCAACAUUAUGCAGACCACGCUAUGUGAAUGACUGGCUGUACCUUCACAACUAUUAGGAUGACACGUCUGGCAAAAUGCAGCUUUACGCGCUGAGCCGAGUUGUAUGCAUGUAGUGAACUGAUGCACAAGUCUCAUCUCAUUUUGAGUGCAAAGAACCGUGGCAGACAGUCAAACAUGGCGAAUCUGCAGAUUCAACGCAUCAUUGCUGUUGGGUUCCUUACGGUUUUGAUCGGAGCUGGAAAUGCCGCACACACGGUAGUAUACAUGGACGAGAAGUGCGGCGAAACCAUCCAGGCUGGGCGCUCUGGUGGCGUUGUGACUUCCCUGCGCGGCACAUAUUACGAGAACGACUACAACUGCACCAUCACCAUCACUGCCGACAUAGGUCGACAGAUCCUACUGACCUUUGAUCGAGUCGACAUCGAAGGAACGCCCAGUGGUGACUCGGGCUGUGAUGGGGACUACCUGGAGGUCUAUAAUGGGACAAGCACUAUCCUUUCCCCGGUCCAAGUCAUCUGUGGGACAUCUGCUAAUGACAUCGUCUCCUUCUCGAACUCGGUCACUUUGAGGUUCAAGACGGAUCCUGCGGAUUUGUUAUUUAGCACAGAAAGAGGGUUUUUCCUCUCCUAUACAUCCUUCACGACGAUAUCUAAUUUCACGUCCUGUGAUUCUGGCGAAUUCAAGUGUGACAACAAUCGCUGCAUUGGUGCUACCUUCAAAAACAACAUGUACGACAACUGCGGUGAUAAUAGUGACGAAGGUGUGUUCGUUUUAACAGAUCUCGAUCCAAUAUUAACUACUGACUCAGUCGUUUUCCUUAAUGUCGGCAUGAUCGCACUCGUCGCUGGCUGUAUCGGGGGUGCAGUAGUCAUGUGCAUUGGCGUAUGCUGCAUCUGCUACUUCUGCUGUAAGACGUCCCGGCCCCAUCAGCAGACCUCAUACCAGGUCGUGGCUCAGACUCCAAGGCAGCAGCAACAACCUCCUAUGGCCAUGCAGCCGACCGGUCAGCCAGGUCAACAGGCUCCGUACGGUCAACCAGGAGCCUACCCACCCGGUCAACCGGCCUACCCACCCGAUCAACAAGCCUACCCGCCCGGUCAACCGGCCUACGCACCCGAUCAACCGGCCUACCCGCCCGGUCAACCGGUCUACCCGCCAGGACAAGCAGUCUAACCGCCAGGCCAACAGGGCGGUUACCGCCAGUGAACUCUAGAUCAUUUUUUUUUUCCACUAGACUUUCACCCCAAGCCAUUUGGGACUGUAAAAUAAUAUAGCUGAAAUAUCUUAUACGUGUAUAUGUGUAAUUUAAGUUGCUGAUGGAGAGUUUUGACUUGCAACACGGCCCAAGAAUGCAGAAGAAAGCAUCGUAGAUUCACAAUUUUCCGGGGGGCAAUCCCCGGACCCCCCCCCCCCCC
Patiria miniata (bat star) is the source of this 1623-nucleotide messenger RNA. RefSeq names its product low-density lipoprotein receptor-related protein 12-like. The transcript has 4 exons. The record is from RefSeq and is a predicted model, not a curated record. NCBI's taxonomy places the organism in Eukaryota, Metazoa, Echinodermata, Asteroidea, Valvatida, Asterinidae. The coding region runs from base 329 to 1381 and encodes 350 amino acids. Gene Ontology annotation, molecular function: protein binding.